Macrobrachium nipponense is the source of this 338-nucleotide messenger RNA. Its product is annotated as bolA-like protein 3. The record is from RefSeq and is a predicted model, not a curated record. NCBI's taxonomy places the organism in Eukaryota, Metazoa, Arthropoda, Malacostraca, Decapoda, Palaemonidae. The coding region runs from base 12 to 269 and encodes 85 amino acids. The transcript has 3 exons. Gene Ontology annotation, cellular component: mitochondrial matrix.
UAUGUCGCUUGAUGAGCAAUGCAGCCGCUAAUCCCGAAGAACUGAAGUUGAAGACACUCCUUCAGACCCGUUUCCCACAGGCAACUGCCAUUGAGGUCCAGGAUAUAUCUGGAGGCUGUGGUGCAAUGUAUGAAGUUUGGGUGGAGUCCAUAGAUUUCAAAGGCCUGAACAGAGUUAAACAGCAUAAAUUAAUUACUCAGACCUUAAAGAAGGAAAUUAAAGACAUGCACGGACUCCGCAUCACAACUUCAGUGCCAGAAGAGACUUAGUAUUCAUCUACCUAGAUUCAAUAUGUACAUAGCAGUAUGUUAACAGUGAUAGAAGUAAUGUAGAUAUGU